This is a messenger RNA of Vespa crabro (European hornet), 1414 nucleotides long. RefSeq names its product succinate--CoA ligase [GDP-forming] subunit beta, mitochondrial (gene ScsbetaG). Bases 11 to 1285 code for a protein of 424 amino acids. Gene Ontology annotation, biological process: succinyl-CoA metabolic process; tricarboxylic acid cycle. The transcript is spliced from 6 exons. Gene Ontology annotation, cellular component: mitochondrion; succinate-CoA ligase complex. Gene Ontology annotation, molecular function: ATP binding; succinate-CoA ligase (GDP-forming) activity. The record is from RefSeq and is a predicted model, not a curated record. Lineage: Eukaryota; Metazoa; Arthropoda; Insecta; Hymenoptera; Vespidae.
AAGGUUAAGAAUGUUGCGAAUACUUAGUUUAAAAUCUUUCCAAACCCCACAAAUUUUUAUUAAAAAUCGAUUAUGCGAGGUGAUACAAUUUAGAAAACUCAAUUUAUUAGAAUAUCAAAGCAAAGAGCUUUUAAGGGACUGUGGUAUAUCUGUACAAAAUUUCGCCAUCAUUGAUGAUUUAAACAAAGCCAGCUCUGCUCUAAAGAAUUUAUAUGCAAAUGAAUAUGUUAUCAAAGCUCAAGUAUUGGCAGGAGGACGUGGUAAAGGAUGGUUCAACAAUGGUUUUAAAGGUGGUGUACAUCUUACAAAGGAUCCCAAAGAAGUAGUAGAUGUUGCAAAGAAUAUGUUAGGUCAUCGGCUGAUUACUAAACAAACUUCAAAGGAUGGCAUUCUGGUACAAAAAGUUAUGAUAGCUGAAUCUGUUGAUAUUGUUUCUGAAAAAUAUAUUUGCAUUCUGAUGGAUCGACAACAUAAUGGACCAGUAAUAAUCGCCUCUCCACUGGGUGGUAUGGACAUUGAAGCUAUUGCUAAAGAACAACCUGAAUUAAUAAAAACUGUACCAUUGGAUAUAUAUAAUGGGAUUAAUGAUGCUAUUGCCAAAGAUAUCAGUAAUUUCUUAGGAUUUAGUGACCCAGAGGUACAUAAGAAAGCAAUUUACGAAUUGAAGAGUUUAUGGAAAUUAUUUGUUGAUAUUGAUGCUUUACAAAUUGAAAUCAACCCAUUAGUAUUAACCAAAGAUAAACAAGUUGUUGCAGUAGAUGCCAAAAUUUCAUUUGAUGAUAAUGCACAAUUUAGACAGCAAGAGCUUUUUGCUUUAGAAGAUACUAAUGAAAAGGAUCCAAGAGAAGUAGAUGCAUUACAUUUUAAUUUAAAUUACAUCGGAAUGGAUGGGAAUAUUGGAUGUUUAGUUAAUGGAGCUGGUUUAGCUAUGGCAACAAUGGAUAUUAUCCAAUUAAAUGGAGGAAACCCUGCUAAUUUUUUAGAUGUAGGUGGAAAUGUAAAAGAGGACCAAGUUUAUCAAGCAUUUCGUAUUUUAAAUGAAGAUCCAAAAGUAAAAGCUAUUCUUGUUAAUGUAUUUGGUGGAAUCGUAAAUUGUACUACCAUAGCAAAUGGAAUUAUAGCAGCUGCACGAAAUUUAGGUCUUAAAAUACCUCUUGUGGUUCGAUUAGAAGGUACUAAUGUAAAUGAAGCAAAAAAGACUCUUAGAGACUCCGGCUUGCCAAUAAUUACAGCUAAUGACUUAGAUGAAGCAGCAAGAAAAGCUGUUAUGUCUAUAAAAACAUAAAUACAUUGCUAUUUUCUUAUAACUAUAUAACCUCCUAAAGACUGGAAAUCUACGGUUGUGAUUUGUAGUGUUGUAGAUUUUAAUACAAAAAAGAUUCAUAUAAUAUAACUUGCACAGUUUUUUCAUAAA